Messenger RNA from Funneliformis caledonium, 816 nucleotides. Lineage: Eukaryota; Fungi; Glomeromycota; Glomeromycetes; Glomerales; Glomeraceae. The record is from the annotation of a GenBank genome assembly.
AUGCAGGAAAUAAGUCGAACGUUAUCAUAUUUGAAUAAUAAUAAUGACUCAACUAUUAACAUCCCUCCGUCAAUUGACGUGAGUUCCAGACUACAAAAAAAUAAAUCUUCCAAUAAUUUAAUCGCAAAUUUUAUUCCACGAGCAAUUUUUUUAUUUAGUGUUGCGUUUAUAUCAUUAUACAUUAUAAUACUAUUAGUACAAAGCAUACCAAAUUUAUCUUUGCCUACAUCCAUAGAAGGUGUAAAACUCCAAGCUAUGAUAUUAGAACAUUAUUCUGGUGAAACUUGGCAAGGUGCUUUAUACGGACCAUUGCUAGCUACUUUGAUGACUUCCUUAUUGGCAGCCAUAGGAGCUUCUUGCGCAUACCUGAUAAGUAAAUUUCUUGGUCAGCCUAUAAUGGAUCAAUAUUUAUCCGAUAAAUUGAAUUAUCUAAGGAAGCAAGUCAAUGAUAAUAGGGAUGGUUUAUUUUUUUAUUUGUUAUUCAUAAGAAUGUUUCCUCUAUCUCCAUGGUGGCUGCUUAAUUUGGCUUCGCCGUUAUUAUAUAUACCGCUCGGAACAUUUUUUACAUCAAUGUUUUUUGGUUCCAUAUCAUAUAAUUUGGCUUGUUGUCAAGCUGGUGAAAUUUUAUCGGAAUUGUCUUCAACUAAUGAUAUUUGGCAACCUUUACUUCUCUUUAAAAUGAUUUUGGUUUCUUUAAUAAGUUUAUUUCCUCCUUUAUACACAAGAAGAUAUAAAAGAUUACAAAACAAUAGUAAACCCACAAACGAUCCCUCUGCCGAAUUCUUGAUCAAUAAAACCGAACAAGAAGUUGUUUAG